CCACCUACCUUUCAAUGUCCAGCCGGGCACACGGUAUGCUCUCGCUGUAAGGCGCGAGUAAGACAAUGCCCUGUCUGUCGUGGAGAGUUAAGAAACUACCGCAAUUUAACAUUAGAAAAACUUUUGGAAAUUAUAGCCCUGCCCUGCGCCUACAAAGAUAAUGGAUGUCCGGAAAUUCGUCUCUCUAAGGAUAGAAAAACCCAUGAACAGUUUUGCCCCUUCAGAACGUGUUCUUGUCCCUCUCUGGACGACACCUGCAAAUGGGAAGGCGUCUAUCAACAGAUGGUCCCUCAUCUGACAGAAAAACACCCAGGAAUAAAACAUUUAAACCACAACGCUGUUAAGAUGGCCCUCGUAGGGUUGGAAGAAACCCAACCUCUCACUUGGGUGGCCCGCCUUCAUUGUUUCCAACGAGAUUUUCUGAUUCAAGUUAUUAAAACGGAAAAAGAAGACGAAAACUCUCCUCUCCAUAUUAUAGUUCGAAAUGUAGGAAGUCGCCGGGAAUCAGGACUAUUUAGAGGAAAAAUCGAAGUCCGAGGGCGAGGGAAACUUAUGCUAUGGGAAUCUAUAACCCGGAGUGUAACUGGAGACCUGAAAUUUUUAAUCCGAAUGAGAGACUGUAUGACACUGAGCAUACAAAUGUUAGAGCGAAUGCUCGAGGACAAAGUUCUGACCGUCAUCGUGACGAUCUUGCCCUCGUGCACUCGACAAAUAGUCGAGACGUCUGAACCAGACACAGAAGGGAGAACACAGCUCGAAGAAGAAAGAGAGGAGAAUCCACUCGCGGAAAUUUCUCAGUAAACCUAAAGGCAGCGCGAGACGAGAAUGUAUCUUUUUGGAAAAAAAAUAAAUAAAACGCAAAUGUUUUAAGGAACUAGGACGCACUGCUGGACACUAAACCUGUUUCCUUUUGUGUUAACAGAAAAGGCCAUGGCAGAGUCAUCGGGAUGGUGGGAC
Molecule: messenger RNA, 957 nt
Organism: Centruroides sculpturatus (bark scorpion)
Lineage: Eukaryota; Metazoa; Arthropoda; Arachnida; Scorpiones; Buthidae
Product: E3 ubiquitin-protein ligase Siah1-like
Exons: 1
Biological process (GO): proteasome-mediated ubiquitin-dependent protein catabolic process; multicellular organism development
Cellular component (GO): cytoplasm
Molecular function (GO): ubiquitin conjugating enzyme binding; ubiquitin protein ligase activity; zinc ion binding
Source: RefSeq, a predicted model, not a curated record